This is a messenger RNA of Chiloscyllium plagiosum (whitespotted bambooshark), 482 nucleotides long. NCBI's taxonomy places the organism in Eukaryota, Metazoa, Chordata, Chondrichthyes, Orectolobiformes, Hemiscylliidae. The record is from RefSeq and is a predicted model, not a curated record.
GAGUGGAUCGAGAGGUGGACGGAAACGGGCGAUGAAGAUAUCCAACCUGCCCACGCCUACAUCCUGGUCUAUGACAUCUGCUGUUUUGCCAGCUUCGAGUAUAUCAAGGCUGUACACCAGCUCAUCGUGGCAAAAAGGCCCCCCGGCUCGGGCAAGGUGCCCAUCCUGAUUGUGGGUAACAAGCGGGACCUGCAGCGGUGCAGGGUGGCGCCCCGGCACAACGUCGCCGCCCUGGUGAAGCGCUCCUGGAAGUGCGGCUACAUCGAGUGCUCGGCCAAGUACAACUGGCACAUCCUGCUGCUCUUCAAGGAGCUGCUGAAGACCACCGGCUGCCUUGCCUCCAGGGGCGCCCACGCCUCGGCCUGCCUGCAGGGGGGGCUACGAACCAACCGCUGCAUCAUCCUGUAACCGGGCAGCGGGGGGCGGGGUGGGGACAGGGGGUGUGAGAGAGAGACACACACACACACAAAUACACACACAUG